Molecule: messenger RNA, 7478 nt
Organism: Orbicella faveolata
Lineage: Eukaryota; Metazoa; Cnidaria; Anthozoa; Scleractinia; Merulinidae
Product: S phase cyclin A-associated protein in the endoplasmic reticulum-like
Molecular function (GO): zinc ion binding; nucleic acid binding
Source: RefSeq, a predicted model, not a curated record
AGCCAAUCAGAGAACGGCAUUCGUGAUGGAACGCUAGUAGAUACAUACCAAAACUCGAUAGAAACACGGUACAUGUUUUCUAUUUCAUCAUUCUGAUAAUGGUCACCUAAUUGGGCUUCGAUCAAACCAUGAGGAAAUCUUGACAAGCUUUAUUCAACAGCUUAUUGAAUUGUAGCGUACAAGGAAGGAUAAAUGAAUAGAGUAUGCGCAAGCAAGUUAUCGUGGACCCUGCAUGUGGUCAGGUAGCCUCUUCCAGGCGUUCAGUUUCUCUUUCUGCACUUCUCCCCUGCUUUUUCGCUCGCCGUUUUUGGCGGAUGCAGUUGUCCGCAGCGAAAAGACUGGGAAUAACCUUGCACCAGAUCGAGGCUGCCCUCGAGGUUUCCAAGUUACAAAAUGGCGGGUUGUGCGAUGGUUUUGAACAACAAACUCUUUCAAGAAUUAUUUUGACAAAGGCUAUGGCACAUCGUGAUAUUUAGAGAUCAUCUAGCCGGUGGUGCGAGUUUUUGCUGUAGUGUUUCUGUAGUGAAAAUCGCGAUUAUUAGGAAUAAGGAAACAUAGUUAUUGAUGUCAUCGCAAGAUCGGAGAAAACGAUCUAGUCCUCGCACUUCUUCUUCGAGUUCGCGAUCGACCGAGAGUCUUUCUGGGCAUAGCUCAGAAAAGAAUCAACAUCGAGAAAACUCUUCUGGAAGGAAGAACAAUUCUGGAAAGCAUCAACAGAAAAAUGUCCAUCGCACAAACAGCCAUGAUCACGUUCGUAAACUUGUUGAACAGGAAGGAAGAGCUGCCAGGAACCUGGUUACAUGGUCUGUUCCUGUCACAGAUCCCAAUCAGGAUGGAAAAGGAAAGAGGUCUAAACCAAGGAUGGUGAAUAGAAAACGUACCUCUACACCAGAAAAAUCCGGCUCAUCUGAGAGGGAGGCUUCUCCUGCACAGAAAGGAGGAGCUAAAUCUCCCGGAAGAUCUCGCUCAGGGAGCAGGAAAUUGUCCGGCUCUUUCUCAGGAAAGAAAAAUGACUUGAGAGCUCGUUACUGGAGUUACUUGUUUGAUAACCUGAAAAGGGCUGUGGAUGAAAUUUAUGGCACUUGUGAGGCUGACGAGAGCAUUGUAGAAUGUCAGGAGGUAAUUAUGAUGCUGGAUCAGUGUCGUCGAGACUUCAGUGCUUUGAUCGAAAGAAUAAAUGUGCAGGAUGCAUUUGAAAAAGCUGAUUACAAGGACAGGCCAACAUCUCUGGCAUGGGAAGUGAGAAAAUCUUCCCCAGGGAAGACACUGUUUUCUAGUGCCAAUGCUUUACAGACAUCACUUGAGAGAAACUCAACCAGUCCCGUCCGCUCGUUAGACUUCAGUUCACAAUCUGUUCCGCCAUUAAGUCAGUCACUUAAUCAGUCAGGAAAUUUAGUACCAGUGCAAUCUUGGGCUGACAAAGUGCGAGGGACCACAGCUAGUACAAAUUCUAACAGUGCUCCAUCAAAAACUAUUGAUCUGAAAGGACAAGAAUGUCACAAUGCCAUUCCUGGAUUAAGACGUUUGUCAGGGAAUUUAGAAGACUGUGUUGUUCAAGAUGUUAAUGAUGAUGGUGAUGAUGAAGGGUGGGAAACUGUUCAUCGUGGAAGAAAGAUGCAUAGCAAUCAUGCAAAGAAAGCAAAUAAAACUUCUGAGAAACUUUUGAAUGGAAAAAGGGAAACCAAAUCAAAUGAUUUGAGAAUGCAGGGGGUUACAAAUGGUACAUGCAGUAAUGGUGACGUUGGAAAUCAUAUUGAUGAUAAAGAAGUUUGUACAGAACCUUACCUAAAUCCAGGUGAAGCUUCUCAAGAGUUAUUGGAAAUUGAUAAUGACAAAGAAACGCCUGCUCUUUUUCUUGAUGGCGACGAUGAACAGGAUACGUUAUCAGACAUUGAACAUGAUAAGGCACUGUCAGCGGCAAUGGAGGAAGAAGAGAGUUUGUCAAGACAGAUAGAGGAAUGGCACAACCAAACAAUCGCAUCUGUUAUUGAACACGAGGAACGUUUGACAAAAGAGAUCGCAGAAGAAGAAGAAUUAGUAACAGCAAUAAACGGUGAAAGCGAGAGUCAGACCUCUGAUAUUGAACAAGAGGAAGAUAUUGAAAAUAUAAAGGAUGCGGAGAACUCUUUGAAUUGCAGUGUUACAACAAAUGGAGACAGUAAUUCCCUUGUGAACUCAGGAACCACUCUGACUUGGGAAGAGAUGAUUGCAAAGUAUGAUGAAUUCUGUUUUCCUUUUUCUUCAUUCAUUGUCUUCACACCAUUUUAUCUUGUUCUCAAACAGGAGGUAAUUAUGAUGCUGGAUCAGUGUCGUCGAGACUUCAGUGCUUUGAUCGAAAGAAUAAAUGUGCAGGAUGCAUUUGAAAAAGCUGAUUACAAGGACAGGCCAACAUCUCUGGCAUGGGAAGUGAGAAAAUCUUCCCCAGGGAAGACACUGUUUUCUAGUGCCAAUGCUUUACAGACAUCACUUGAGAGAAACUCAACCAGUCCCGUCCGCUCGUUAGACUUCAGUUCACAAUCUGUUCCGCCAUUAAGUCAGUCACUUAAUCAGUCAGGAAAUUUAGUACCAGUGCAAUCUUGGGCUGACAAAGUGCGAGGGACCACAGCUAGUACAAAUUCUAACAGUGCUCCAUCAAAAACUAUUGAUCUGAAAGGACAAGAAUGUCACAAUGCCAUUCCUGGAUUAAGACGUUUGUCAGGGAAUUUAGAAGACUGUGUUGUUCAAGAUGUUAAUGAUGAUGGUGAUGAUGAAGGGUGGGAAACUGUUCAUCGUGGAAGAAAGAUGCAUAGCAAUCAUGCAAAGAAAGCAAAUAAAACUUCUGAGAAACUUUUGAAUGGAAAAAGGGAAACCAAAUCAAAUGAUUUGAGAAUGCAGGGGGUUACAAAUGGUACAUGCAGUAAUGGUGACGUUGGAAAUCAUAUUGAUGAUAAAGAAGUUUGUACAGAACCUUACCUAAAUCCAGGUGAAGCUUCUCAAGAGUUAUUGGAAAUUGAUAAUGACAAAGAAACGCCUGCUCUUUUUCUUGAUGGCGACGAUGAACAGGAUACGUUAUCAGACAUUGAACAUGAUAAGGCACUGUCAGCGGCAAUGGAGGAAGAAGAGAGUUUGUCAAGACAGAUAGAGGAAUGGCACAACCAAACAAUCGCAUCUGUUAUUGAACACGAGGAACGUUUGACAAAAGAGAUCGCAGAAGAAGAAGAAUUAGUAACAGCAAUAAACGGUGAAAGCGAGAGUCAGACCUCUGAUAUUGAACAAGAGGAAGAUAUUGAAAAUAUAAAGGAUGCGGAGAACUCUUUGAAUUGCAGUGUUACAACAAAUGGAGACAGUAAUUCCCUUGUGAACUCAGGAACCACUCUGACUUGGGAAGAGAUGAUUGCAAAGUAUGAUGCUGACCAUUCUGCUGAUAUGGAGAGUAGCUGGGGUGAUUUAGUAGAACAAGCAGAAAGACCUCCUGGGCGGGCUGUCCAUCUUCAUCAGAGAUUGUCAUCACCUUCAAGGAAAAGGUAUGUGUAAGAUACACAAUUUGUGCAACAACAUAGUAAUUGUUUUGUACAUCUUGUUUUUCUGUCAAACUUAACAGUUGCAACGAGCAACAAAUUUUCAGUUCUUAGUUUAAGCUUAUGUUGUUCUUAUAUCCUUUGUUCACAGUUGAAAGCUCAGCAACAACGAGAACGAAUGUUGGAAGAAAGGUUACAAAGUCUUCAGAUGCUUUCUGAAAAGGUCCAGAAAGCUCGUGAGCUGAAGGAUGAGCUGAUUCAACAGCGUCAACAACAUCUUGACGAGAAGCAAAGAAGAGCAGAACAACAGAGACUGUCAGUGCUUCAAGAGAAAGUCCGUAAAGCACAAGAAGAAGAAGCCAAGGUUAAUGAAAUAGCUUUCAUUAAUACACUGGAAGCCCAGAACAAGAAGAUCGAAGUUCUCACCAGACACCAGGGACAUGAAGCAAGGCUACAAGACAUUCAGGAAGAGAGGCAAAGAAAAAAAGAGGAGCAGCAAGCAAAAGAAGCAGCUGCACAGGAGAGACGUCGGCAAUUAGAGGCUGAAAGACUGGCGAGACUUGAAGAAAUGCAGCUUAAAAAACUUGAACAGGAAGCUAAAUACAAAAGGGAAAAACACGAAAGAGAGAAGGCCAGAGAAGAAGCGGCAAAAGAAAAAGCCAGAGAGAGGGAAAUGCGUAUUGCUGCUCGUAACGAAGCCCUGCAGACAGCAACAGAACAGCUGCAGCUUAAAAUCCAACAGAAGCAAGCUGAAACGACAAGACGCCAUGAGCAGGUGUUGGAACAUGUGAAGGAAAAGGCUGCUGGUGUGUCACGCCAUUCCACCCAAGACGAGGUCCCAGCUGUCACGCCAUACGACAAGAAAAAGAUGUGCUCUUUGUGUAACGUUGAGAUUGUGUCAGAAGUUUACUUGUUGAGCCAUUUGCGAGGCAAGAAACAUCAGCAAGCAUUGUCUGAAAUACCAGCAGCGAAAGGAAUUGUAGAAGACAAGGAUACGAUUUCACUUCAGUACAUCAAAGAAAUGCCGUCAGACAAGGCAGACCAGACAGAAAAGGCGGAUCAAGAAAGGCAGAAAGCUCUCAGAAAAAGAGCAAAAAAACUAAGAACUAGAAUGGCAGCCAAAGGACGAGAGUACGAAAGUAAUUUGUCUAAUUUAUCAUCACAAAGACAAGAAUCUGCAAAAAAGCCGAGGCUUCAGAAAAUUAUCAAAGAUCUCAAUCGUCAGCUGCAGUCACAAGGGACUGGACCCUGGCCAGCGAAUCGUGUUGGAUCACUUGAAAGAUCUUUAGGAGAAUUAAGUAGAAUUUUGGAAUCCAAGGUAACUGCUGACCAGGUGACAUUUUGUAAUCUCGGAGGAUUGACAGCCCUGACCAGGGUACUGUUAGUACCUGACAUUGCCAGUGACAAGCCUCCGGUAAAACCAAUCAUUCCAAACAAAGCUCUUUGUAGCGUCGCCAAUGUGUUGGCUCUUGCAUGUGGUGACUGCUUGGACAACUGUCGUUACAUGGUCUGCACAAACAAACUCAGCUCAGUUGUGGAUCUUCUUGUUUACCAGAUCAAGGGUGUCCCUCAGUCCCAUGGCACGUCAAAGAAAGGAGCGGAAAAGGAGACUGGAAGUGGUGCGGCAAACCAGUCGUUACCAGACCCCUUAGCAACAGCGCUGUUGAAGGUCCUAGCCACAGUGCUUCAGUGCUUUGCGACAGCUUCGCCUGAAGAAAAAGAAGUAGCGACCCUCGUACAAAGAAUGGUAGAUUUGAUCGGCUAUGUGGUUUGUUCUGGAGUAGUAGAUGACAUCAGAAGUUUCUUUAGUACAAUUCACGGUUCCUUAAAUGAAGAUCCCGCUGCAGUGAACUACGCUCAGGCUUGUUUGGCUCUUUUAUCAGCAACUGCUCAAUAUCUUGGUUCACGGUUAAGUAAUAUUUUUGAAACAAGGAAAGAAGACCUCACUCAAUUUGUUGUGACAUUUCAACAGACCGAGCUUGUAGAAAUCGUAUCGUUUCUGUAUGCCAUUCUAAUGAAUGCUGGGAAUGCGCAGUCCUCAUCGAGUUCAACACCUUCAGAAGCAACGAUAAACUUGGUGACAGAGGCGCUGUGUAUGUUGAAUUUCAUGGGAACUGUAGAUCUUAAGGUGUUGCAAACUUGUUUGGGAGCAGAAGGAGUUUCUCUGGAAUUUCGACAUAUUGUCAGUUACCUUUUGUGUAUUCUUAGUCAUCUAGUUCUUGCAUGGACAGAUUUGUAUCUUGUAACCACGUUCAUUCGAGGCUUGUUCUGUUUUGUUAGAGCUCUUUGUAGCGUCGCCAAUGUGUUGGCUCUUGCAUGUGGUGACUGCUUGGACAACUGUCGUUACAUGGUCUGCACAAACAAACUCAGCUCAGUUGUGGAUCUUCUUGUUUACCAGAUCAAGGGUGUCCCUCAGUCCCAUGGCACGUCAAAGAAAGGAGCGGAAAAGGAGACUGGAAGUGGUGCGGCAAACCAGUCGUUACCAGACCCCUUAGCAACAGCGCUGUUGAAGGUCCUAGCCACAGUGCUUCAGUGCUUUGCGACAGCUUCGCCUGAAGAAAAAGAAGUAGCGACCCUCGUACAAAGAAUGGUAGAUUUGAUCGGCUAUGUGGUUUGUUCUGGAGUAGUAGAUGACAUCAGAAGUUUCUUUAGUACAAUUCACGGUUCCUUAAAUGAAGAUCCCGCUGCAGUGAACUACGCUCAGGCUUGUUUGGCUCUUUUAUCAGCAACUGCUCAAUAUCUUGGUUCACGGUUAAGUAAUAUUUUUGAAACAAGGAAAGAAGACCUCACUCAAUUUGUUGUGACAUUUCAACAGACCGAGCUUGUAGAAAUCGUAUCGUUUCUGUAUGCCAUUCUAAUGAAUGCUGGGAAUGCGCAGUCCUCAUCGAGUUCAACACCUUCAGAAGCAACGAUAAACUUGGUGACAGAGGCGCUGUGUAUGUUGAAUUUCAUGGGAACUGUAGAUCUUAAGGUGUUGCAAACUUGUUUGGGAGCAGAAGGAGUUUCUCUGGAAUUUCGACAUAUUGUCAGUUACCUUUUGUGUGUUUGUAGCGAAGGAAAGAAUGAAGAUCUACUACAUGAAGUGAUAUUAAUCGUUGGAUAUUUCACCGUUUUGAACAAUGAUAACCAGGUGUUUGUUCAGACUGGCAGACCUCCUACCUUACUACAGCAUCUCUGUUCUCUUCCUUUCCAGUAUUUCAGUGAUCCAAGACUUCGGAAUGUUUUGUUUCCAACACUCAUUGACGCGUGUUUUGAAAAUGAAGAAAAUAAGAAGAUAAUUGAACAAGAAGUGAGAUGUGCCUUGCUUGAAAACUAUAUCGAGGAGCAAAUAUUAGAUCUUCAUCAUGAUCACUUGUUACCCUCUCAAAGCGGAAGACGGUCAGAUGGCGAAGUGUCCCAGCGUUUUGCUCUGGUGAACAGGUUUCCAUCUUCGAAGUGGGAAGAUGCGAGGCGUUUUCUGUUAGGAUCUUGACGUCAAAUCAGUUCUCUUUGCGAGAAAUAAUUAUUUUAUCUAUGGUGUUUCUAAAUUUUACCAAAUAAAUUGUACAAAACUUUAAAAACUUUCCGAUAUAUGAUGUGAGAGACGCGGUAGAUAAAUGCAUUCUUUGUGUUUUAUUUAUAAAUUUCUGGGCCCAUUAUUUAAUUGCGUGUUUUUGGCCAUUGAUAUUUUUGCUAAGAUUCCCAAAAGUAACUUUAGUUGUGUAUUUUUUUUUAUAAGAAAAAGAACAUUUCGGGAAAUGUACUCUCAAUUUCAACGUCCAUCUCUGAUUGCAUUGUUCCAUAGUGGUGUUGUUUCAAUAUUGUGAGACAGAAGGACAUUCGAAGAGAAUAGUUCUGGAUCUCAUGACUAAAAUAACGAGUAUUAGUUGUUGCUGAGACAAUGGCAAAACAUCUUUCGAGCUUUUCUCUCAUGAGUAUACAAGAACUAUUUGUUGAUGUAAUUAUGUAAAGUUAUAUCAGGUAAUAAAGAAAAUAAGCCCA